AUGGAAGGAGAAAGCAAAGUGAAAGAUGAGUCGAAAGAAGAGCAAACGAGGAUUUAUAAAAUUUUGCUUCUAACCUAUGCAAGACGACUGUCAAAAUAUCAGGAUGAAAUAAAAAAUAUCUAUUUUCAUAAUAACAUCGUUUCAUCCAUAAAGGACAAAACGGGAGAUUACUACCUAAGUGAGAAUGUCACUUCCCAACAUUAUUUUAUUGACACAUUAAUUAAAUCAAAGGAGGACCAGGAAUUUUUAAAAAGCGUACAGUUAAUCGAGAACAAAGGGGAUAAAGGCGAACAUAAAUUGAACGGCGAUCUCAAUGGGGAAGUCGCGAGCGGAAAUAUAGAAAGUAGAAAUAAUGGUAGUAAUAACAACGCUGAAAGCAACAACGACGGAGUGAAUAACGAAGCAAAUGGUACCAACCAGACGAACCAAAGGACCCAUUUUAAUAACUACAUUAUGGAUAUCAUGGAAAGGUUUCACCUAUUCCUUUUGUUGAAAAUAUUAUUUGUUUUAUUUUUAUUUGAAGCAAGUGCAAAAAUGUACUUUAUCGUUUCUGGGUUGUUUAUCCUGUACAACAGAGGGUUUUUCGACCUCCUAAUUAGCAAUUUUAGUUUUAUGUCAAGCAACGAAUCUAUAGAACAGGUUCUAAGACGCAUGAGCGAAUCGAGAAAUAUGAAUAAUAUGCUGAGUAACGAACACACAGCACAAAGAAGUAACUUGAAUGAAGGAGCGCACCAGGUUAGUCAGCAAGAGGGGGGAAUUAUGGAGGAAAAUAACUGUCACCACCUCGCAAGCGGUUUGCAGUGUAUGAAAAACGGGACAGACGCAGAAGAAGAGUUAGACAACGGAGGGGUGAGUGAGGGCGAAGAAAACACCACCGAUAAUGAAACGAACAAACGGAAAGAAGUAUCGUCAUUUGCGUUGCAUCCUAUGAAUUCCAUUAAUGAUGAGACAAAUCCCCUUCAUGCUGCAUGGAAUGAGGGAGAUCCUCCAGAUGCAGAGGAUAACGAAUUUGUAAGUGAGAUGUAUGACGAAUUUAAUUACCAACUUAAUGAUGAUAAUUCGAAAGAGACACAUCGAAGCGAGCAUAAUGCCAGUGCAACAUGUGGAGACAAAGAUAAAAAAAGACGUUUCCUUUUUUUUAAAAAAAAAAAGAUCGAUCAGAAGACACACGAAACUGAACUAAACGUAAAAAAUAAUUCCUAUGAGGAAUUUACAUCAUCCGUAAAUUUAAAUGGAAAAGGGGAUAGAAGCUACUUGGACGAUGUUACGGAUGAGCUUUUUCGCGAAAUUGGUGCCGCGAAUAGUGGCGACGUGAAUAGUAGCCACGCGGGGAAUCUCCUAUCCGCUGGUGUGAGAAGACGAAAAAAUAUUAGCAGCAGUGAUCAGAAGAGCGCCAACAUUGAUGAUCUUAAUGGCGACAGUAGCAAUGCGCGUAAUGAUAGCGCAAGCAACACGCGCAAUAACGACAGGAUGUAUUUCCACGACAGCUCCACGACAUUUAACAAUCUGUUAAAUAACAGUAUGAGUGAAUUUGUCAACUCCGAUAGUGACAACUCGGAGAAUAACAUAGACAGUGGGCAAUCAUACUGCAGCGAUUCUUCCGCAUCGAAGAAGAAAAAAGAACCUCCUCACAGCACACCAGAGGAGGGGGAUAAUAACAACACCAUGAACGCGAGACGGAAGCCAACGAAGUUCGAAAAAUAUAUUUACCAGUCGGUUGUCAUGUUUUUCAUGACUUUGCUUCCCUGGUGGGUGCCAGACGUUGCGUACCUGGAAGAUUGA
Messenger RNA from Plasmodium inui San Antonio 1, 1782 nucleotides. RefSeq lists its product as hypothetical. The transcript has a single exon. Lineage: Eukaryota; Apicomplexa; Aconoidasida; Haemosporida; Plasmodiidae. The record is from RefSeq and is a predicted model, not a curated record. Bases 1 to 1782 code for a protein of 593 amino acids.